Molecule: messenger RNA, 3519 nt
Organism: Hemibagrus wyckioides
Lineage: Eukaryota; Metazoa; Chordata; Actinopteri; Siluriformes; Bagridae
Gene: ak7b
Product: adenylate kinase 7b
Exons: 18
Coding region: 729-2798 (689 amino acids)
Biological process (GO): nucleobase-containing compound metabolic process
Cellular component (GO): cytoplasm
Molecular function (GO): ATP binding; AMP kinase activity
Source: RefSeq, a predicted model, not a curated record
UAAUACCUUGAUACUAAAAAAGGACCUGUUUUUAAAUAAUCUAAAGCUAUAGCUCUGGAGUCCUGAGACUCGGGUCUUUAUCCAGGUCAGGAUCUCCGUGAAUCCGGAGGCUAUCCCGGGAAUGCUGGAUGUGUAGCAGGAAGGAAGAUGAGUACAGUUUCACACAAAAUAUUUUUUCUGUAUGCAUAUGUUUGAUUUGACCAGUUACUGAAUCUCUUGACCCGGAUCUGUAUGAUUUCAUGCAUUGUGCUGCUGUGUCCAGUAAGUGCAAUCUUUAUUAUUAUUAUUUUUAUUUUAGCAAUAUGAAAUUCUGGUAUGCAGGUAAUCUGUGUUUUCAUUAAUCAACAUUUGGAUCAAUUUUCAAGACUAAAUCUUGCUGGAUUAACACUCUGACGUCAUCUAAUUUCCCAUGUACAGCAAACGUCGUUUUUCAAUAAACUUUUUUUUUUUUUGUCGUAUAUAUAUUAAGUAACAUCUCAUUUUUUCCUCUCAUCUCUUUUUUGGUGUUUAAGAAGAUAAUUGUCACACAUUUACAUCUGUCACACAUUUACAGCGCAAAUCGUUUUCCUCUACACGAACCGAAUCUGUUUUCUCUUUCAGGACUCGACUUCAACACUUUAGAGUCGACUCUGUCCACUCGAAUCAGAGAUUCGACUCUUCAAAGAAUCGGCUCUUGUUGCGAAGCAACGGAACAUGAACAAACUAAAAAAAAAAACACAAAACCCAGCAUGGCUACAGAUACGGAAAAACUCUUACACCUUACUAAACGCGUUUUUAUCAAUAAUGUGGACAAAUAUACCUCAAAAUAUAUCGCAGAGUUUUUAUCCUCGUGGGUUGCCGGAGCGUCCCGUGUCACUGAUCAGUUCGAGGAUGAGGACGAAACCGAGUCUUUCCCCAACACCACUUUCGAGAUUGUUGGAACAGUUUCGGGCAAAAACAAAGAGAAAUCCAGUGUUGCGGUCGAAGAGUAUAGCUGCUUAACACGUGAAGAGCUUUUCCGUCACCUGAUGGAGUCGGAUGUCAUCGUUUAUAACAUUUACAACGAGAACGCCGAUCAGAUUGAAGAAGCCUCUUGGGCUGUCUCAGCUCUUCACAAGGAAAUUGAUGCAUUUCCUGGACCAAAGAUGUUCAUCUUGAUCUCCUCACUCAUGACAUGGGCUCUGACUCAGACACUCGAUCCAAACGAUCCAGAGAUUCCAUUUACCGAAGAGGACUACAGGAGACGGAAAGCGCAUCCCAGCUUUAAAGAUCAUAUGGCUGUGGAGAAGCUUGUGGUUAAACUGGGAAAAUCUAAUCAGUCCCAGUUCUCGACCUACGUGCUUGCGUCUGGACUGCAGUAUGGAAUGGGCGAGCAAGCGUUUCAUUUCUUUUUCAAGACAUCGUGGUUGGGAGAGGAACCGGAAGUGCCUAUCUUCGGAGACGGCUCUAAUAUCAUUCCAGCUGUUCACAUCAGUGACCUGGCAGGGAUUGUGCAGAACGUAAUGGAGCGUAAGCCGAAGCCGCAGUACUUCCUUGCAGUGGAUGAAUCACAGAACACCGUUGCUGACAUUAUCAGUGCAAUAGCGUCGGCACUCGGACCGGGAAAAACCCGAAACGUUCCGAAAGAGGACUUAUUUCUCACAGAGGAACUGACACAAGCAGAAAUUGACCAUUUGUUCAUCAACCUCCGAAUGGAAGCCAUUUUCUUCACAGACCAUUUCAGAAUCAACUGGGUUUCCAAGAAAGGCAUUGUUGACAACAUCGACCGAGUCGUGGAGGAAUACAAGCUCACACGAGGCCUGCUGCCUGUUCGCAUCUGUCUCCUUGGACCUCCUGCUGUCGGGAAAAGCACCAUCACUGAAAAGAUAUGCAAGCACUACAAACUGCACCAUGUCAAACUCAAAGAGACCAUCACUGAGACUCUCGCUAACCUGGAGUCACGCGUCCGGAUGGAAGAAAACAACGAGGACGACGAAUCGCAGGAGCUUUUGGAGACUCUGAAGAAGAACAUGGAAGAAAACGGAGUCCGGUUGGACGACCUGUAUGUUAUCCAAAUCCUGAAGGACAAGCUAAAGACUAAACCGUGUAGAAAUCAAGGAUUCGUCCUGGACGGCUUUCCGAAGACAUACGAGCAAGCUAAAGAGCUGUUUUAUGUGGAAGAUAACGAUGCUACAGACGAGCAGACGAAUGUCAGCAUCAUCCCAGACUUUGUGUUCUCUCUGGAUGCCACCGACGAGUUCCUGAAGGAACGUGUCCUGAACCUGCCUGAGAGCAUGGUGCAGGGAACCUCACACUCCUUCGAAAGGUUUCUUCCACGACUCACCGCGUUCAGAAAAAACGAUUCAAAGGAUGAAAUCGUGCUAAACUACUUCGAUGAGCUGGAGAUUCACCUUGAGCAUAUAGAGAUCGACCCUGAAGAUGCAGAGAACGUUCUGGUGAUGGAGAAGGUGAUGGCGAUUGUGGGGAAGGUCAGGAACUAUGGUCCCAACGCGAAGUAUUUGGAGGAGGAGCGGAGGCAGGUGGAGAUCAGGUUGAGGGAGGAAGAGGAGGCACGCCAGGCCGAAGCCAAGCUCAGGGAGGAAGAAGAGGAGGAGCAGAGGGCACAGUGCUGGGAGGAAUGGAACCGGCGCCUACAAGAGGUGAAGCAGCAGGAAGAGGAACUGCUGAUGAGUGAAGAAGAAUCUGCCAGGCAGUAUCUGAUGUACGCUGUGAUGCCCGUUCUGUCUCGAGGCCUGAACGAGCUCUGCAGAAUCCGUCCAAAUGAUGCAAUAGACUUCCUGGCUGAAUAUCUCCUCAGCAACAACCCAGAAAUGGACUAAAGAUUAUUGUGGAAUUAAGAGAAAUAAAACUCUACACCACGUGACGAUGUAGGAAUUAAGCCGCUUCAGGCUGCCGACAGUUACUCCGCUUGACACUGGGCCGCUCCUCUUCGACCUCAUCAUCGAUUAUUUUCCUAUAACACACGCCCCAUUGUGCUCCAACAUGAGCAUGUUCAGUGCAGUCCCCGAAAAACCGACUGGAAACUUUCUCGUCUCUGACCUCGCUGUUUGUGUACCUGUCCAUUUAAAAGCCUCCGCAAGCUAGAAUAAAAGCCAGCUGCUAAUUAAAAGUUCAUUAACGAUAAUGUAUUUGGGAGCGCUUGAUAACUAGAAAAGUAGACAUGGCGUGGUUAAUUGCUUUGACUUGCUGUACACUUUCAAAGGAUCGAUGUAACAAAUGGCGUAUAAUGAAAUAUUUUCACACACCAUUCGGAGAGCAGAAAAUUAAUUACCGUCGCCGAAAACAGAAAAUUAUUCCGUUCCCGCAAACAUUCAUUCAAUUCAUUGUUUCAGGAAGUGAAAUUCUUACAGCGCUGGGACGUGCUAAUAAACCGAAGGCAUUAUUAAGAGUCAGCGCUUUAAUGGACUUUUGUUGUUGUCAGAAAAGCUUUUCAUCAUUUCAAUUUUUUCAUGUUCAUAAUAACAUUACAGGUCUUUAAUGUCCGCUCCGGUUUCCUGUGUAUCAGCAAACGGAAAAUAAACAAGUAACAUCGAGAGUCGA